AUGUCUGCAAGCGAGGCUUCUGAGACAUCGACGCCGCAAAUGCUCGUUUUAGGACAAGGGGACGAUGAUCACGAGUUUCUAAACGAUUCGGCCGCAUCAUCAAACAGCUCUACUGCAGCGAGCGCAAGCAUUAGAACAAGCCCUUCCUCAUGGCGCCGAAGGCAGCGUCAGAGGCAGCCGAUGAGUCGUGGGGAUGAAAUUAAGCAGCCCUCAUUGAUUAGCCGACUUUUUCUUUCGUCGUCGAAAGACGAAUUAGUCGACACGAAUCAGCAAGACGUCGAAAGCGGGUAUACAUCCUUGGCAGAGCCACAAAACUACGAGGGAUUGGGUUGUGAAACCGAAAGAGCGGCACAGAUAUUCCGAUUGAAACGCGCUGCUGCUCUAAAACAGUCUCUGCUUUGUGAUGAAAGUCAACUGGAUCAAUCGUCGAAAACUGGAGCUGAUGUCAUGUCCUCGGAAGAUGCUUUACAGCAGGAUUGUUCCUUUUUCUAUCGUGAUUUGGAGGACCUGACAGAGUCCACUGAAACACGAUUAAAUCGACGGACGCCUCGAUUUGGCAGUCUAUUGCGACAGUCUUUAAAUGGCGAGGCAUCAACAGGUGCAUCCUAUACGUAUAUGACGUCCCCACCAAUCCUGCAACACUACCGCACGCGAUACGAACAGCUCAAUCAAGAUUUGGCCCCAAUGCGACAUCGUCAUGACUUAGAACUAUCUAUCGGAGAUGACGAUAACAAUGUAGGUGGCGAAACUGAGGAGCAUGGCAGAUCAAGAGGAGUACAAGACUACUCUAUCGUCAAGAAUGACACAGCCGAGUACUCGAGUCUCUUCUACAUUCUCCACGGCAAGCUUCUGAUGCAUUUACCCCAUGAUCACAUUCGUCUCGUGAUGGAUCCCGAUUUAGAACCAGGGAUUCUUUCGGUAGAGCAACGCCGGCGUCCGUCUGAUCGACUGGAUCUUUCGGAAUCGGACCUUGAGACUAACAAAGAGCCCCCACCACCAUUGCAUUACGUUUUGACCGUCCCGGACGACUUGUAUCGUCGUGUAGUGGGGGAGCUCAGCGACAGCAUCUUCCAUUCCAACUGGGGUUUGACUUCUUCAGAAGAGCGCAAGGUUGAUAUUCGAGUUGCCUUGUUGGUAUUGGCAGUGGUCUGCUUCCUCUUUUGGGUGGUGGUGCUGAUUUGGGGCGAGAAACAGUAA
Phaeodactylum tricornutum CCAP 1055/1 is the source of this 1197-nucleotide messenger RNA. RefSeq lists its product with no specific name. The transcript has a single exon. Bases 1 to 1197 code for a protein of 398 amino acids. Lineage: Eukaryota; Bacillariophyta; Bacillariophyceae; Surirellales; Neidiaceae. The record is from RefSeq and is a predicted model, not a curated record.